This is a messenger RNA of Meira miltonrushii, 1629 nucleotides long. RefSeq names its product amidase. Gene Ontology annotation, molecular function: hydrolase activity, acting on carbon-nitrogen (but not peptide) bonds, in linear amidines. The record is from RefSeq and is a predicted model, not a curated record. The transcript has a single exon. The coding region runs from base 37 to 1413 and encodes 458 amino acids. Lineage: Eukaryota; Fungi; Basidiomycota; Exobasidiomycetes; Exobasidiales; Brachybasidiaceae.
CACAACUUCAUCAUCUACCAUUGGAGCAGGCGCAAGAUGAAGGUUUUCGUCAGAAAUGUUGCAAGGACAAAAUGUUUACCAAUCUCUCAAUUACAGCUGAGAUCAUUUGCUACAGCUUCUGAAUCAUCCCGUAUCCCAAAAAUCAAUGCUGAUCGAUUCCAUAAAACACUUCAUGAAACGUGUGAAAAGUAUGGUGCAGCACAUCGAUACGGACAACGAUCCGAUGAAACCGGAAUGGCAAGAUUGACGCUGAACGAUGAUGAUAUAGCCGUUCGUAAAUGGCUUGAAAAGGAAAUGGAAAAAGUUGGUUGUACAUUAAAGGUUGACUCAAUGGGAAAUAUGUUUUUCAUCAGACCAGGAUCAAAAGCAAAUAAGGCUUUACCUGUUGCAAUGGGUUCUCAUUUAGAUACUCAGCCAAUGGGAGGCAGGUAUGAUGGCAUCUUGGGAAUCAUGGCAGCCGUUGAAGCAAUGAGAACGAUGCACGAUCACAAUGUUCAAACAAAUGGUCCGAUCGCAUUGAUCAAUUGGACGAAUGAAGAGGGUGCAAGGUUUUCCAAAUCUAUGUGCGGUUCUAGUGUCUGGUCAGGACAAUUGUCAGAAGAAGAAGCGCAUUCAUUGAUCGAUGUGCAUGACAAAAAGACAACAAUGGGCCAGGAACUUGAGCGGUCCGGUUAUCUGGGAAAGAUGAAAGCACAUCAUACUGCAAUGCCAUUAGCAGCACACUUUGAACUACACAUCGAACAAGGUCCAAUUCUGGAGCGAGCAAAUGGAAAAGUUGGAGUUGUGCAAGGUGGGCAAGCGUACAAAUGGAUUCAAGUAACAAUAAACGGAAGAGAAUGUCAUACAGGAUCAACACCAUUCGAAGACCGUGCUGAUGCGAUGCAGUCAGCCGCAAAAAUUAUUGUUAUGAGUAAAAAAUAUGCACGCAAACAAGGUGGGCUAGCAUCAACGGGGUUAUUGUCUGUCUUCCCAUCAAGCGUUAACACUUGCCCUGGAAAGGUGACUUUCACCUUAGAUGUUCGACACAAAAAUGAUGCAAGCUUAGAGGCAAUCCUGUUUGAAAUAGAACGUGAAGCAGAAAGGAUAUGCAAAGAAGAAAGUGAACGGGGAACAAAGAUGGAUUGGAAGAUCUCUUUCGCAAGCACAGCUGUAAAGUUUAACGCAAAUUGUCAUUCUGCAAUUCAACAAGCAGCAGAAAGGUAUGUUAAACCAGAGGAAAUCAUGCCAAUCAUCAGUGGAGCAGGUCAUGAUAGUUGUGCAGCUUCGAUCAGAUGUCCAACCGCCAUGAUUUUUGUACCUUCAAAGAAUGGACUAUCCCAUCAUCCCGAGGAAUAUACCUCUCCAGAAGAUUGUGCAAUCGGAGCUCAAGUGCUUAUGGACUCUGUUUUGACUUACGAUCAGCAACAUGUAUAAUCUUAAGAAUUUAAAUAAGUUCUAAGUUCACUAUUCAGGAAAAAGACGACCAGCGCCUUUGACAUUGGAUAAAGAUAAGAGAAGUAUGUAGUAGAUAUGCCUAAUCCGCCUUCCUCAGACGGCAGCAACGUCUGCACCGCUCACAGCAGCAGGUGAGGCCAUCGUCAUCUUCUUGCUGUGCUUGCCGUGAUGGCCAACAUGACCAUGAUGACCAGG